AGGACUCAGUGAUCCAAGUUAGGAGCUCUCAGCUGCCAGCCCUGGCCCAUCAUGUAAGUGCUGCGGAGGAUUCUUUGCAGCGCAUUUGCAGAAAUUAGCGCUUCUCCCGACGCCUGCGGGGCCGUGCAUCCGUCCCGGCGCUCCGUGCACGGACACGCACGCUUCGGACGCACGAAGGCUCCAAGUGCAUGAAGAUCGAGGCUCGUGUUUUGCAUCUUUGUUGCAGCAGCGAGCCGCUGAAGCUCCAGUGCGCCGAUGGAGGGAGGGAGCGAGAAAGAAGGCAAAGUCUUUUGUGCUUCCCCUCCCCCCCAUCAGAGCAGAGGGGAAAUGUCUCAGGCGAAGGGAGGUAGGAGGAAGCCGGGGCUCAGGCUCCCCCAGGAGGCGUUUGAGCAGCGACCUUCUGCACCAGUACCUCCCAGAGAUUUGGAUUCUAAAGCUUGUGUAACGAUCGGAGAAAAGAACUUCGAGGUGAAGGCCGAUGACCUGGAGCAGAUCUGCGAGCUCGGCCGAGGAGCUUAUGGGGUCGUGGACAAGAUGAGGCACGUGCCCAGUGGACUGAUCAUGGCCGUGAAGCGGAUUCGGGCCACAGUGAACACUCAGGAGCAGAAGAGGCUGCUGAUGGACCUGGACAUCUCCAUGAGGACGGUGGACUGUUUCUACACCGUCACCUUCUACGGAGCUCUAUUCAGAGAGGGCGACGUGUGGAUCUGCAUGGAGCUGAUGGACACGUCGCUCGACAAGUUCUACAAGCAGGUGAUCGAGAAAGGCCUGACCAUCCCCGAGGACAUCCUUGGAAAGAUCGCCGUCUCAAUAGUAAAAGCUUUGGAGCAUCUGCACAGCAAUCUGCAAGUCAUUCACAGAGAUGUGAAGCCCUCCAACGUCCUCAUCAACACACAAGGUCAGGUGAAGAUGUGCGACUUCGGCAUCAGCGGCUACCUGGUCGACUCCGUGGCUAAAACCAUGGACGCCGGCUGCAAACCCUACAUGGCGCCGGAGAGGAUCAACCCUGAGACCAACCAGAAAGGCUACAACGUCAAGUCUGACAUCUGGAGUUUAGGAAUCACGAUGAUCGAACUCGCCAUCCUGCGCUUCCCCUUUGACUCGUGGGGAACGCCUUUCCAGCAGCUGAAGCAGGUGGUGGAAGAACCUUCACCCCAACUUCCUGCCGACCAGUUCUCUGCCGAGUUUGUGGAUUUCAGCUCUCAGUGCUUAAAGAAAGUUUCCAAAGAGCGGCCGACUUACACAGAACUCAUGCAACAUCCUUUCUUCACCUCCCACGAGGCCAAAGAGACGGACGUGGCCAGCUUUGUGAAGGUCAUCCUGGGGGACUGAGCUGCAGCUCUCAGCCGGAGGAGGGAGGAUCCGCUGGAGAAGAAAAAAUACCACAAAGAAAAAGCACCGACAAAGCAGCCCCUGCUACCUGCAGGAGUCCUCCCACCUGUUGGUCCACCUGCCUGCAUCACCUGACCCGGUGGGCGGAGCGUCAGUAAUCUGGAAUCAUUACCUGUAUGCAAAAAGCUCCCUCUGAUUAGAUCCGCUCAGCUCUGAAGCCUCCUGAACCGAGUGGUUUGUGCUGCGGAGGUUCAGGCGAUGUGCCGACGAUAUAGUGCUCUCUGUGUAUAAUCUAAAUGUUUGCGUACUCCAAGCAACAUGUUGCAUCAGAUUAUUAAUUGACUGCAUGUACAGAGUUUAUCUGUGGGUAGAAACGGGCUCAGACAGCCAGUGAGGAGCAGCUGUAGACUUCAGGGCCCCCUGGUGGUCACACACAGGUACUGCACUGCACUGCUUUAUCCCUGGUUCCUGCCCAGGUCACGUUUUGGGCUCUUUGUGCUGCCUGAGUGUGUUACAGUGUGUUACAGUGUGCGCGAGCUGAUGCGUGAUUAACGUGUGUUUGUGAGGCUGCUCAGCUCUGGAGGCAAUUUUUGGCAAAAAAAGACACUUUUGUGGAACGUUUUUUGGAUUAAAUUGUGACAGAUUAAGCUGUUCUUCUUCACUGUGGCUCAUUUUUGCUUCAGAAUAAAGUCCUGCACCUCUAUGGAAACAGAAAAAAGGAGGAGAGAACUCAGAAAUGUUUUAGAAUUACAAAAAUACUGAAAACAACCUGAAGAAGUUGAAUUAUUUAUUUUGCAAACAUUGAAAGAAAACUGAAAUCAACACAUUUCCACAGUUGUUACCAAUAAUGGAACACAGUUACACCACCACAUAUUUAGAUAUUUCACUAUUUAUAUUCUAACUACUCUGCUCAUCGUCCAGAAAGAUAUUUCACCAUGCUGAAUCUAUUUCCAACAACUUCCUCCUCUGUUCACUGUUUGUGAACCACGCUGAGUUUACUUAAUUGAUCCAGUAUGUCGUCUCCUCUCUGCUGCAGUUCAUCAGAAAACUCCCUGAAUUUUUGUCAUAAAACUGUCACUCACAGCUGACUCAGUCAUGGCUUCAAAUUUGCACAAAUGGACUAAGAAUCUUUUUUUUCACAGAAUCUGUUUUGAGAAAACGGUUUCUUUGGUGAAUUUUUGAUUCAGAUUAAAUAUCCUGAUUAUCAGGUUAAUUUUUUUAAGUUUCCCACUAGAUGUUUUGAUUAAGCUCUGCCUGACGUUUCAAAAUCCAGUAAGUCUCUAUCUCUUUUUUUCUACAGUUUCUGGCUCUGAUUAAUCAUUUUGUCAUUUUUUUCAGAGACAGGCUUUUCAAACCAACACAUCUUUAACUAAUAUGUGGUUUUAGUUCUUGAUGCAGUUUUUGCACUCACAUUUUUGCGGAUUUUUUCCCCUCUGAGCGUGUUGGGUUUAAUGCAUCUCCUCAUUCUGUCUAAAUCUGUGAUGUUUUAUUCAGAAAUUCUGUUGGAUUCUCUGAUUUCUUUGAUUCCAACUCAGAUUUUUCAGUCUGAAGUUGCAAAAUCACAUGAAUCACGUGAGGCCGAUGUUACAGAGGAGCUGCAAGACAGAAUUGCGACAGCUCUGAGAACCACAAACAUUUCAGAAUGAUUUCUGUUCAUAGCUCGGCUCUGGAGGCAGUUUUUAUUCUCCAAGUGGAGUUACAAGAAGAUUUUUUUUCUGGCAGCAUAUUUGGAUGAAAUUUUCCUUCUGCAGCCUCGUAAUUCUGAGAACGAGUCGGGUUUAAUUCAUCAGAUUAAACUCAUGCAGAGUUGUCAGAAAAUGUAGGUGGAUUCAUUGAUUUUGCUUGAGUUGAACUCAGUUUUUUUUCCUCUGAAGUUGCACAAACGUGCACAGAAAUUGUAAGACAAAAUUGAGACGUAGCCCUGAAGACGGACGUGACUAAAAGUCAUUUUUUUCUCUCAGAAGCUGCAAAAAUCCGCACACAGAGGCUACAAGACAAAAUUGAGACGCAGCCUUGUGAGCCACAAGGUUCAGGAUGCAGCUUUUUAUUCAUGAAAUUAUUCUCCUGCAGCCUCGUCAUGCCUCUGAGAGCGAGUCAGGUUUAAUUCAUCUCCUUGUUUCGUCCAGAUUCAGAAAGUUUUAGUCACAAAUUAUGUUGGAUUCUUUGAUUUCUGUGAUUCUAACUCAGUUUUUUCACUCUGAAGUUAUAAAAACACGUGAGUCUGAUGUUGCAGAGGAGCCGUGCAGCCCUGCAAACCACAAACACAUUAUUAAGGGUGUGUGUGUGUGUGUGUGUGUGUGUGUGUGUGUGUGUGUGUGUGUGUGUGUGUGUGUGUGUGUGUGUGUGUGUGUGUGUGUGUGUGUGUGUGUGUGUGUGUGUGUGUGUGUGUGUGUGUGUGUGUGUGUGUGUGUGUGUGUGUGUUGUCGUCUGCUCUGAGCCAAUCACUACCUUCUCCACUCUGCGUUGGACAGGAAAGGAACUGGACGUUGUUGCUCUUCUUCUCUUAAUAUUCUCUGAAUCCUUGUUGUUGUUAUUAUUUACUCCAGACGUGUUUCCUGCAGUUCCUCUUAUUUAUUGCGACUGCUGUUCCUCCUUUGGAAACUUGAUGCUCCAUUAGAGACUCUUGUAUGUGCGUUUAUGUUUUUUGUCGUGUUCUUCUUGGCUCCAGACGCUUUGAAACGGUAACUUGCCAGCCUUCUAUGUGCCUCUCUAUAGAAAAGGAGGAAUCCUGUGAUCAGGACGACCAGGGAUCAGCUCCUCCUCUCCACGCUGCAUGGCAUCACCUCUCCACUUCCUGUCCACUUCCUGUCCACUUCCUCCUCACUCUGCAGCGUUUUUUUCUUGUCUUUUCGUCCGUUGUUGCCUUUUGGUUCUCGAUUUUUUUUUUUUUUUUUUUUUUUUUUUUUCUCAUGACGGUUUCUGAGGGCAGAAAGUGUCAAAGUCCAGCCUUUAUGCAAGAACUGCUCUAAUGUCAAAACGGGAAACUUGAAAUGUUACUUGGCAGAAUGGCAGGUUAAAGUCACACUCGGACAGUUUAAAUCAACUUCUUGCCUUUUUAAUGUUUUGUUGCUGAUUGUUUCUUGAUAUUUCUGCUUUUUUUGUUCACCUGUAGUCGUUUUUUGUUGAGUUUUGGUCACUUAAAGUGCAUUAAAGUUAAUUAAAGGCUCAAUCUGUGCUCCAAACAUGGAUCAAAACCAUCUGUUUGGACCCUCGCAUGAAUUAAAAUAGAUGCAAAAUUCACCAAACAGGUGCAAAUGAACUCAAAAUGAUGUAAAAUGGUCCCAAAAAGACAGAAAAUUACCAUGAAGAGAGGAAAAAAAAGAUUCAAAAAGACACAAAAUGGUUCCUAGGAAAUGGAAACGCACCAAAAACACCUGAAACUUCUAAAACGAGACACAAAAUGUCCACAUUGAGAUACAAAUUUGCCACAAAAUGAUUGGAAUUGAAUAAAAAGUGACACAAAAUGACAGCAGAUGCAAAACCAAUGCAAAGAUAUGAAACGACCAUUACAAGGUGUGAAAUAACCAAAAAGGGACACAAACGUACAACAAAACUGCUGUUUUCUGCUUUUUUGUCCAUUUCAAAUUGUUUUUUGGUUGAGUUUUGGUUGUUUAGGCUGUUAAAGCUACUUUAACACUUCAUCUGUGACUUACUUUUAAGCUUGGAUUUUGUUAAUUUUUCCGAUUAGGCCACAAACCUCACAUGAUUAGAAAAAGUCAAAGAUUUUUUUCAGUUUUUACAGUUUCAGGCUUUGAUAAAUGGGGUAAUUAUUUGAAGUUUUUUAAGCUAACAUGCUUCUAAAACCUACUGGUGGUUUUCAGAGGGUUAAAAAGUUUCAUGUUAUAUUUACAGAAUCUGGUUGAUUUUUGGCAAAUGUAGUUGAUUUUGAUAAUAAAAAUGUCACAAUUUUAAGCUCGCAUUUGGUUAAUUUUCCUGAUGGAACGAAACAUUUUGCAUAAUAAAGACUGUCUGGAAAUGGGAAAAUCAACAUUUUUUUAUAGUUUCUAGCUCUGAUAAAUGGGGUAAUUUCUGUGAUUUUUUUAAAAUUAUUUUUGAACAAUAUCUCGCUUCUCAAAGCUGCUGCAGUUCAGAGGGUUAAAAUGAUUCAUGUUUCAUUUCUGUGACUCCUGACUCAACAAAAACAUUAAUAAGAAGGUUAAAGUAAACCCGACGUGUCCUUUAGCUGCUCCAGAACCUCAUGGUUUUGUUUCUGUGACUCUUCAUGUCUCCGUUGACUCGUAUUGACUUUUCAUUGAGGACAGAGUCACGUCCAGUCAGUCGUCUCUUCCUGUCCGACCCGCUCACUGUCUAUCUUUAUAAACCGUCACCGAGUUAAACGGGGGUUUUUCUUGCAUGUUCAUGUGGGAUUUCCCGUCCUCCAGUCUAUUUGUGUCUUUUCUCACCUGCUGAGUAAAGCUGCGUUGCCGGGGGUUACCAGGGCAGGACGUCCGAGUGGAAACUGACUAUUUUCACAUCCCAUCACUGUUCCUCUGAGUUUUUCCCACCGCCGGCACGUAUCUCUGCAUGAGGAGGUUUUACUGGAUGUGGAGGUGAGAAUCAGAGGAAACUUCUAGAAGCUUCAGACGGUUUUAUUUGGUUCUUUCUGUUGCACAUUUCUCCAAUCAUCCAUGACUUGUGACUCGGUGGAGCUUGGUGUUUCUCUGGUUCAGCGCUGGUCUCCUCAGCUCUACGUGAUUCUGGUGUUGCGCUGUCGUGUUCUUCUUUGAUUCAGGGCGGGGGGGGGGACCCAGAGAUGCUACUGUACGUGGACGACGGGCUCUUAUUGGUUGCCGUCGGGUGGGUUUUCGGGGAGGGUUGCCGCGGCGACGGUGCCGGGCCCCGUGGGAAGUAAAGUUCUCAGUAUAUUUCCACGUCUCUUUAAGCCUCUGCUAAAGACUGAUGACUGUUCAUUUAGAGCUCAAUGAAUUUCUAUAAAUAUUUUAGAUUGCUCAAACUGAUUGUGUGCAAUUGUAAUGAUGGAAAUUCAAUAAAAAAAAGAGGUAUUUUUACACAA
Molecule: messenger RNA, 6346 nt
Organism: Acanthochromis polyacanthus (spiny chromis)
Lineage: Eukaryota; Metazoa; Chordata; Actinopteri; Pomacentridae
Gene: map2k6
Product: mitogen-activated protein kinase kinase 6
Exons: 12
Coding region: 256-1332 (358 amino acids)
Biological process (GO): MAPK cascade; protein phosphorylation
Molecular function (GO): ATP binding; MAP kinase kinase activity
Source: RefSeq, a predicted model, not a curated record